Messenger RNA from Aspergillus tanneri, 1809 nucleotides. Its product is annotated as methylisocitrate lyase ICL2. Gene Ontology annotation, cellular component: mitochondrial matrix. NCBI's taxonomy places the organism in Eukaryota, Fungi, Ascomycota, Eurotiomycetes, Eurotiales, Aspergillaceae. The transcript is spliced from 6 exons. Gene Ontology annotation, molecular function: methylisocitrate lyase activity; isocitrate lyase activity. The record is from RefSeq and is a predicted model, not a curated record. Bases 1 to 1809 code for a protein of 602 amino acids.
AUGUUACGCUCAGUACCUCGUCGAAUUCCUCGACGACUCCCUUCGUUCACCUCGACGACGGGCAAUCCCUCUCGGCACGCCCUGCGCCGCUUCACAUGCGGUUAUCCGCGGAUGUCACCAUCACCCCUUCCGCCUGUUACACCCCCAGUAUCCACCCCAUUACCAGGCGAUUCAUUCCAGCUUCUCUCCAGCUCCAACAAGGCUGGUGCAGCAGAGGAUUCUUUAUACGAACAGCAGAUCAAGGAUGUAGAAGCAUGGUGGAAUUCACCCCGUUUUGAAGGCAUCAAACGGCCGUACUCGGCCGCCGAUGUCGUCAGCAAACGGGGUUCGCUGCAACAGAGCUACCCCAGUUCCCUGAUGGCGCGCAAGUUGUUUAACCUGCUCAAUGAGAGAGCUGCGGAGGGCAAACCCGUUCAUACUAUGGGCGCCGUGGACCCGGUGCAAAUGACACAACAGGCUCCAAACCAGGAAGUGCUGUACAUCUCUGGCUGGGCAUGCUCGUCCUUGUUGACGACUACCAACGAAGUGUCCCCCGACUUCGGCGAUUACCCCUACAACACCGUUCCAAAUCAGGUCCAGAGACUAUUCAAGGCCCAGCAGCUCCACGACCGGAAACAAUGGGACGCGAGGCGGAAGAUGACUUCGGAAGAACGAAAGUCGAUCCCAUAUGUCGAUUAUAUGCGACCCAUUGUUGCAGACGGUGAUACUGGGCAUGGUGGACUGUCCGCAGUGUUGAAGCUGGCUAAGCUUUUCGCCGAAAACGGUGCCGCAGCCGUUCAUUUCGAAGACCAGCUCCACGGUGGAAAGAAAUGCGGUCAUCUCGCGGGCAAGGUGCUUGUGCCCAUGGGCGAGCAUAUCAACAGACUCACUGCCGCUCGAUUCCAGUGGGACAUGAUGGGUGCUGAGAACCUGGUGAUUGCGCGAACAGACUCGGAGAGUGGGAGGUUGAUCAGCAGUGCUAUUGAUGUCCGCGACCAUGAGUUCAUUCUUGGAGUCACGGAAGAGGUCGAGCCACUCGCGGAGACCCUGCAGGCGAUGGAGAGGGAAGGCGCUGCUCCGGAGGAGAUCAACGCGUUUGAACUGGACUGGGUCAAGAGACACAAGCUCGUUACCUUUGAUGAAGCCGUUGAUGCACACCUUGAAGCAGAGGGAGCCCCGCAGAUCGCAAGGGAUGCCUACAAAAAACAUGUCACGGAAAACCCGGAUCUUUCCAUCUCCCGUCGCAGGGCCUUAGCCAACGACUACACGAAAGCACCGGUAGUCUGGUCCUGCGAUAGCCCCCGAACGCGGGAGGGAUUCUACCACUACCGUGCGGGCUUCCCGGCGGCCACAAAGCGAGCCAAGGAAUUCGCGCCCUAUGCGGAUCUCCUAUGGGUUGAAACCGGCGACCCAGACGUUUCCAAGGCUGGAAAGUUAGCUGGCGAAGUGCGCAGCGCAUUCCCCGGAAAGAAGCUCGUGUACAACCUCAGCCCGUCAUUCAACUGGAUGGGCCAUGGCUUUGGCGAGGCCUCUCUCAAGUCCUUUAUCUGGGAUCUGGCGCAGCACGGAUUUGUCCUGCAGCUCAUCUCUUUGGCCGGAGUGCAUACGACUGCGACAAUCACGACGGAGCUUUCCCGUGCCUUCAAAGACGAGGGUAUGCUUGCCUACGUGCGUCUAGUGCAGUCUCGCGAGAAAGAAAUGGGCGUUGAAGUCCUCACCCAUCAGAAAUGGAGCGGAGCUCCAUACAUGGAUGGCAUCCUGGGGGCUAUCCAGAGUGGUAGCAGCAGCAGCAAGAGUAUGGGAGAAGGGAACACAGAGAAGGGUUUCUAA